CUGAUAUCCAUAUCCUUCAGACAAGCCACUGGAUCAACAUUGGACGUUUGUGAUCUCAUUCCACUAGAAUACAGGUUAGAUUUUAAACAAAAAUGUGAAUCUGAGAAGAUGGCAGACAAAAUUGUGGUCCUUAUUAUCUAUAUUUUUGCCUUCCUCGUUGGUCUGCCUUGCAACCUGUUGGCCUGCUACUCAUUCCUGAGGAAAGUGCGCCACAAGCCAGUCCCCAUAGAUAUCCUCUUGCUCAAUUUGACCUUGUCUGACCUUUUCCUUCUGUUCUUUUUGCCCUUCAAGAUCGCAGAAGUUGCCCUAAAUUUCAAAUGGCCUCUUCCUUCCAUCAUUUGCCCACUGGUAAACUUCUUCUUCUACAGCAGCAUCUAUCUCAGCACCCUGUUCCUCAUGGGAGUCAGUAUAGAGCGCUAUCUGUGUGUUGCCCACCCUGUUAAGCACAAGUUGAACCGCAGACCAACCUAUGCAAAAAUUGCCAGCCUUUUCAUCUGGUUGCUGGCUUGUUCCCAUUGUGGCAGCAUUGUCUUCAUUGUUCACUUCCAUGGAGCUCAGUGGAGUCCUACGGACAACAUCACUUGCUACAAGAUUUUCUCUGCUGAUCAGCUUCGCAUUGUCCUCCCGUUCCGCCUGGAGCUCUUCAUUGUCCUCUUCUUCAUCCCUUUCAUUGUCACUGUUUUCUGCUAUGCCAAUGUGAUCCGCAUCUUAACCACCAUGCCAAACAUUAAGACCCGGAAGAGGCAACGGGCUGUGGGCUUAGCUGUGGCCACUAUACUCAACUUCACCAUUGCCUUUGCUCCCUACAAUAUCUCCCACGUUGUGGGCUUUGUGAAGAAUCAAAGCCCUUCCUGGAGAACAGAGACAUUCUGCCUGACUUCUCUCAAUACAGUGUUGGACCCUGUUAUUUUCUUCUUCUCUUCCUCCACCAUCCGGACAACAUUUACAGAAUGUUGGAUUGGCAUCUGCAACAAACUCCGGAAACAUACAUCAUCCUGCUGUCCAUGUUGCUGCAGGUCAUGUAGGGACAAUGCCAAAGAAGGAGGAGCUGGUGAGGUAUCUGUCCCCAGUAUACUGGCAGGAUCUAGUACGCCUACACCUUUUGCAACCCUUGAACCAUCUGGGAUAUUAGAAGAGUAAUCACUCAGCAAAAGUCUCAUUAUAUACUGUAGAUCAGUAACUUCUGACUCCAGAAAACGCCUAAGCUAAAAUUUUUCACAACUUCAGAUACAUCCAAGCAAAUGUGAAAUCUGAAAUAAUGCCUGCGGAAACUUCAUUUUGAGUGAGAAAUAAUGAUCAAAUAAUGUUUGGAAAACUUGGCUACUCCUGACUUGCUUCUGGCAACUCUGAGUUAUUUUGACCGUCAUCAAAGUUGAGAUGACAUCUGCCUACACUUCUCAAACUUUCAAGACUUUCAGAGAAUUCCAUGCUGGCCUUUUUACCAAGGACUCCAGACUUAACAAAGAGGAUUUGAGACUAUGGUGCAGUACAGUAAAUGAACAAUAAUUCAUAUGGAUCACCGGCUGGGCCACUGUGACAAAUCUUUGCCCCCAUUAACUGAAUGGGUACAAUAGAAUACACUGAUAACACAAUAAUUAUUUCCCUUAUAGCAGCUCUCACGAUGGCCCUUCCCCUUAAAAAUUG
Messenger RNA from Candoia aspera, 1644 nucleotides. RefSeq names its product free fatty acid receptor 2-like. The transcript has 2 exons. Bases 109 to 1140 code for a protein of 343 amino acids. Gene Ontology annotation, molecular function: G protein-coupled receptor activity. Gene Ontology annotation, cellular component: plasma membrane. NCBI's taxonomy places the organism in Eukaryota, Metazoa, Chordata, Lepidosauria, Squamata, Candoiidae. The record is from RefSeq and is a predicted model, not a curated record. Gene Ontology annotation, biological process: cellular response to fatty acid; G protein-coupled receptor signaling pathway.